AUGGCCACCAUGGUCAAAAAUCUUCAUAUCGCAGGCCGGAAUUAUCUUCCAGGACAAAGUCGUGAUACGUCGCCUCCGCUCGAUUCUGCGAGCACCCAUCUGCACACCCUUUUCGUCGACUCCACCUCCGACCUUUCCGUCCAAUUCGAUACACUCUUCGCUGCUGGUGGCUCAAGUGGCGCCGAUGUGCCAGAGGAUACAUCCGGACCCUUGUCAUUCCCUUUGUUGCGUAAUCUCCGACUUUGGCUUAACUUCGGUCUCGACGAGUCGGUCCUUGACUUCCUCAAAUCACACAAUAGGGCCCUCCGUUGCCUCCGUCUCUAUUCCGAACGUUACAGGAAAGAACAGCUCGCCUUUGAGUCUGAUAUGGCCAAGAACUAUACCAUCCCUCCCCUGAUACUUUGCACGUACACCGAAUGCUCUCCUUUCCUGGUAUCCGCACUCGUCCCCGGCUCACAAAUCGAACACGUGAAGCUGUAUUGGCCGAUCGUUGGCAAAGUCGAUAAGGUCGCACACGAAGUCGUACAGUCUCUGGCUCACUCACAAAGACAAGUAAAGACAGUCGUAUACUCUUCCUGCUCGUGGAAUAUCGACUUCAUGCGAGGGGCAGCGCAUCAUCUCCCCUCCCUCCAAUUGCUCUACAUCAAGAAUGUCACUCUCUUGGAAGUGAUACCGGAGAUUCUUCGUAGCUUCAGUCAUCUCAAAGUGCUCAUCCUACGGUGGAAUUGUCCUAAGGACGUACAGGACAGUGGUCGCAAGUUUCUGGAUGACUUCGAAACUGUGCGAGAAUGGGCAAAACUUUGCCCGUCUCUUCUCUACGUGAUCUUUCCGUACACAAUGACACGCUGGAUCCGCUUCCCAAACCCAGAAUAUGACUUCUUCGUUCCUGACACCAACUUCAGAUACUAUAGGAAUCAUGAGUAUUCAUACGGGACUCGUGAUUCGGGCUCAGACACGGAUUCGGAUGCGGACUCAGAUUCGGAUGUUGAUUCGGAUGAGGACACAACGGACGCACGAUGGAUGCGCGAGGUUUUUCAGCGAGGACCAGAGGGCGAAAGGCUCAUGUCUUCAUACUUUAGGCAGGUCAGGGAUUUUGACAGGCUUAACGGACAAGGUGAGGAUGUCGUUAGCAGUGUGAGCGGGCUGUUAGACAGUGCGAACAUCAGUCUGGUUCAUCGGAAGAAGUGAUCCGGC
Stereum hirsutum FP-91666 SS1 is the source of this 1194-nucleotide messenger RNA. RefSeq lists its product as uncharacterized. NCBI's taxonomy places the organism in Eukaryota, Fungi, Basidiomycota, Agaricomycetes, Russulales, Stereaceae. The record is from RefSeq and is a predicted model, not a curated record. The transcript is spliced from 4 exons. Bases 1 to 1188 code for a protein of 395 amino acids.